This is a messenger RNA of Besnoitia besnoiti, 1836 nucleotides long. RefSeq lists its product as uncharacterized. NCBI's taxonomy places the organism in Eukaryota, Apicomplexa, Conoidasida, Eucoccidiorida, Sarcocystidae. Bases 1 to 1836 code for a protein of 611 amino acids. The record is from RefSeq and is a predicted model, not a curated record. The transcript is spliced from 3 exons.
AUGAGACCCAUUGCCUCGAUUCCUGUGUUCUUUUCUCUUCCGCCCUCGCCUCGCUGGACGUCCUGCAAAAGGCCCGCACUCUCGUGGACGCGGCCGAAAGGCACGCGGUCGCCGCUGUGGGCGGCGGACCGGGAGAGACGCGAGGCGCAGCUGGAAAGUCGAGAAGAACGCGGGUCCCUCUCUUUCGAGUCUCUUGCUUCAGGAGGCGCCAAGGGCCGUCAUGCUGCGCAUGCAGGGAAUAUGCGAAGUCCACCAAGACUCUCAGGCGCCCCGCGCGAGCGCGGCUCGACCGGGGACGUGAUUUCGCUAGAGGCCUCCUCUCCGUUUCCAACCUCAGCGUUCUCCGCGAGCAGCACGUCGUCGCGGUCUCCUCAUGGCUCCGGUGCGCCCUCUUCCAGUCGUCCACCGGCUCGCUGCCUCCCUUGCUCGCGCCUGCGCGGCCUCGCACGUCGCAGCGAGCCGCACACCCCGGCGUCUGUGACCGCAUGGGACACUCCACAGCCUGAUUCUUUUUUCAGGGACUCCUCUUCUCCUAUGAGGAUCUGUUUUUGUUCGUCCGGUGCUCGGUCUCUCCACUCCUUCGUGUCUUCCUCUGCGUCUGCUCUUCAUCCGGCGCCUGCGGCAGCUUCCUCUGCGUCGCGCCCACCUGCCUCGUCGGCGUCGCGGUCGGCCGUAGAUGAGGAGAGUUCGGCGUCGGACGCGUGCUGUUUUUCGUUUGCUUUUCACAACAAAAAGUUGAAUUUCUGUGUGACGAGUGUGGACGAAGACAAAGUGGAGGGCCGGCAGUCGGCGACCAGCUUGGUUAAGGACUUGGUGCGCUUCGAGCCCGACAUCGUGUUGCUUUCUCUCGGCUACCUGGACUACAGCAAGAUCCUGCAGAAGCACAGCAAAGAGGCGCUGCUCAAGCGCGGAAAGAUGGACGCCAUCGACGAGGCGCUCAUCGCCAGCGUCCCGUGCGGCGCUUACGUGCCGCUUCUUCAGCGAGUCUUCCUCCUUGACCUGCCGCACUUCUGCAUCGGCCGCUCGAAGCUGUCUGACAUCAGCGCCUUGGCUGAGCGUCUCUUUUGGCUUCCCUUCGAACUCUACAGACUCCUGGGCAGCCUCCUGUUUGGGAAGGCCGUGAUGAUCAACUUCCAGCGAACUGGAGUCGUGAGCGGGAGGCGGAUGUCCAGCGGCCUGGCAGAAACCGAGAAAGAGGCGCGCGAAAAGGCCCUCGCGCCCACCUUCUACCGCACAUUCUACGAAGACAGCCCGCGGUUCAUGGCUCUCAAGACGCACCACUACCUGCAGACCUGGACGAAGUCGCCCUUUGCGAGGCUGGAACCGAAGCAGGAAUGGAAGGAUCGCGACUGGCUGACGUGGAUUUUGUUUGGGCGCUCGCGAGCGGAGAAGAAGCUGCGGACGGAUGCGAAGGAGCUGGAGCACGCGUUGCUGGCGGACUUCCCUGCGGCGCUGCGGAAGAAAGACUCGUGGAACGUGCUGGUCGUGGUCACCGACUCGGCGCACCUCCAAGUCGUCAAGCACCUCAAGGAAAUCGCGCAAUGGAAGAACGAAACGCCCUUCUUCGUCGAGAUGCAUGCACUCGAAGACACGUAUACCGCGGCCUACUACGCCGUCAUCAUCGUUUACAUCUUUGGGCCUGUCAUCCUGCUUCUCGAACAGACCUACAAAGGCAUCCGGAAGCUCUGCCGGUUCCUCAAAGAACAGAGCCGAAUAUCUGUGGGCGGCGACGAGUUUCUCGACUUCGAGGAGAAAGGAGAGGCGAAGGGAGAGGGAAAGAAAUCCGGCAAGCUCAGCGGCCUGUUCAGCGUGGGGGCUUUCUCCUCUCGAGACUGA